AUGGAUGAAGUAUCAGAAUCACGUAGACAAGUCGCAUACAUUGUCUCAGAGGAGCUCAUAAAGGUUUCUUCAUUACUACCAUCAAACCGUGGCAGGUCAAAGCUCGUACACCAGCUCGUUGUCGCCUGUGGACUGCUGAGAUCGCGUAAGAAUGCUUCCGGAGCUAUACCUGUGCGUCCAACGGUGGCAAAUAGAGAGGAUCUCGCGACAUUUCAUGAUGGAGACUAUCUCGACUACGUGCUAGAUCCAGCUCCGCGUCGCCAACCAGGCGGUCAAGCAAAGGAAUUUGGAAUAGAAGAUGAUUGUCCUUGGUUUGCAGGCCUUCAUCUCUACGUACCCUUGAUCGCUGGUUGCGCUCUCACUGCUGCUCAGCUACUAAUCGAGCAAAAGGCAGACGUUGCUCUAGCCUGGGACGGUGGACGGCAUCAUGCACAAAAGGGAGAGGCAUCUGGGUUCUGUUAUGUAGCAGAUAUCCCACUUGUACUGCUCCGCCUCAAGCGAGCUCAAGGACCUCGUCGCCCCCGAGUAAUGUAUCUCGAUCUCGAUCUUCACUUUGCAGACGGCGUUUCAAUCCCAUUCGCCAAACAACAGCAACCUUCUCGUAUCCUCACACUCUCCAUUCAUCAUGCGUCGCCUGGACACGGCAGACCCAUUCACCUCUCGAUUCCUCUUGCACGAGGUGCCUCGAACAAGACAUUUCACUCGAUAUGGGGUAGUAUUGAGAGGGUGAAAGAGGCGUUUCGACCAGACUUUGUUGUCGUGCAAUGUGGAGUUGAUGGCCUGAGCGGCGACCCUCUGGCAAUCUGGAACUGGGGGUUGAAUGCAGAAGAUGAGGGUAGUCUGGGCUGCUGGGAUCACCCUUUGCUCCCGAUCUACCUGUUCCUGAGCAUUCUUUAUGGCCUUAUUAUGCUCCAAGUUUUACUAUGGAGGUCGAAACUGGGAACAUGUCUGACCACAAUGACGGGGCAUACCUCUCCCAAGUGGACGACACUUUUAAACAACUGGCAACUCGAUUACAGGAUGUUUGUUCCUGAUAUUACGCGGCGGUCUACCUCGGCAGCCCAAUAA
Serendipita indica DSM 11827 is the source of this 1068-nucleotide messenger RNA. NCBI's taxonomy places the organism in Eukaryota, Fungi, Basidiomycota, Agaricomycetes, Sebacinales, Serendipitaceae. The record is from the annotation of a GenBank genome assembly.